UUGAAUAAUUUCAAGAUUUCUUCCUGAUUUCCUGGGUUUCUUUCCUCUUGUUUUAAUUUUACUGUGGUAAAGAAGUCUGAAAAAGCCCAUCUCAUCUUAGAGAAACAUUUUUCUGCGCAUUCAUCUACACAGAAACACUUUAAACAUCUCAGAGUUGUUUGCUGAGACAAGAUGGCAACGCUGGCAGUUUGGACAACGGUCUUGCUAUUAUUUGGAUUGUGUACUCCACCAUCACUGGGUGUUGAAGAGGACUGUCACCCUCUGAAUAUGGCUCCAAACUCUGUUGAUGACAUGUACAAUGGCUGUGAACAUGACAUGAAAAGAAAAAUAGAGCCUCUGCUAAAUGAGGAGCAGCGAGAGGAAUUCAAAGAUGUCUGGAUUGCAGCACAUAACUACUAUAAGAAGAAGAUUUUAUACUACAACAUCUUGUAUAAAUUGAAGUCCUUACUGUUAAAUACCCCAAAGCUGAAGAAAAAACAAAUCAUGGCUAUUCAUGCUUACACCCUUGAGAAACCAACAUUAUACAAGAAAUUCAAUGAGGCAGUCCGAACGCAAAAACCUGAUUAUAACACAGAAAAUUUUAAAUAUCAUGCAAUGCAUUUCUUCCUCACAAUGGCCCUGCGCUCUCUCAACCACAACUCAAAGUGUGUCACCAGUUACCGGAGAACCAAGUGUAACUUUGAAACGACCAUCAACAGUGAGAUUCGCUUUGGUACUUUUACCUCAAGCACAGAGGGAUCUCAUCCUCCUGUUGUAUUUGGUAACAAAACAUGCUUUGAGAUUUACACCUGCUUUGGAGCAGGCAUCUCAAAGUUUUCAAAGUUUCCAAAAGAAAAAGAGGUUCUGAUUCCCCCAUAUGAGGUUUUUAAAGUAAAAAAGAUACAGAAAAGAUCUGCAACAAAUUCACUUUGGUGUGAUGCUGUCUAUAAACUAGAAAGCACAAAAAAACCACGUUCCGAAUUAAACUGUGCCCUCACCAAAAAACCAUCGGCAGGUUAUUAGUGAAAAAUAAGUGAUAAAAGCCGCGCUAUGCUGAGCUGGACAUUAAUUGAGAUUCCUUUUAGAGAUAUGCGCUUCCAAGCUUAUUUUCUUACACAGCAAACUA
This is a messenger RNA of Fundulus heteroclitus (mummichog), 1105 nucleotides long. Its product is annotated as ecto-ADP-ribosyltransferase 5. The coding region runs from base 172 to 1002 and encodes 276 amino acids. Lineage: Eukaryota; Metazoa; Chordata; Actinopteri; Cyprinodontiformes; Fundulidae. The transcript has 3 exons. The record is from RefSeq and is a predicted model, not a curated record. Gene Ontology annotation, molecular function: NAD+-protein-arginine ADP-ribosyltransferase activity; NAD+ poly-ADP-ribosyltransferase activity.